AUGGACAUAAAGAGCAGAAUAGCACAAUCAAAACAGGCAUUAUACAAGAAGAAUAACCUACUUACUCUAGCCCUCUAUGAAGGUUAAGAUAUUACUCAUAGACGAUACUCAAAACGGAAAGAAAAAGGAUUAAAGCAUUUGAAACAUGGUGUUAGAGAAGAACACUGAAAAUUCCUUGGCCAGAGAAAGUUGAAAAUGAGGAAGUUAGAAAAUAGUCAGAGAAAAGAGGGAAAAAUGGAUCGAACAUAGUAUGAGAAACAAUGAAUGGAUAACGACAAAAAUAGAAGGAAAGAUAGAAAGAAAAGCUGGAAGAGGUAGACCAAGAACACCUUUUAUGAAAUAGAUCAUAAAAGACAUAGGGGAAACCAAUUACAAGGAACUGAAAGUAGCUGUGAUGGAUUUAACUGUGAGUCAUUUAACCAAUCUAAAGAUUUUUUUAAAAAAAACAUAAAUUAAUACAGUAUAGUAUACUUUGUUAUUAAAAUAAAAAGCAUAAAAUUCAAUUUUCAAUUGAUGAAUUCAAUUCAAUUCAAAAUUUAUUUAAUUCUGUUUCAGUUGGUUAAAAAUUCUGACUAAUUAAAACAUAACCAAUUAAGACUAAUAUUUCGAGUUCUGGACCAUUUGAAGCAGUAAAAAUAUAUUGUUUUUAUUUUUUUUGUUAUAGCUUUUAAUGUGGUAUUUUUAUAAUUAUGUAAUAUCAAUAAAUAAAAUAAUUAUAACAUUAUAUUACCCGUGUUAAUUCUUGAUUUUCUGAUAUGAGCAUUUUACUUAUAUCUUUAUAUUUAAGAUAUAUUUUUUAAUAUCAGUGGUGUUUUCCGUGUUUAUUGUCAAAAUUAAACUAACUAGAUAGACGAUAGACAGACGUGAUAGAUAGACGAAAAGGCAUUUUACUUUAAUUUUAUUAAAGGCCCUUUUGUUUUAUUUAAGGUACUUUAAUUUCAUUGAAAAAUAAAUUAAAUUAAAAAUUUGGCUAAAAAUUUAUUUUAUUCACAAUUCUUCACUUAACACUAAUGAAUCAAGAAUGACUAAUAAACUUCAAUAUGUAACUCUUAAAUGUAUAACUUUUAAUUAUGUUGAGGAUAUUUAAAUUAUCACAAAGAUUAACUAAGGAAUGUAUUUUCAUAUUGAUGUAAUUUAUUGAUAGCAAUAGUGAAUAUAAAAAAAUAAUGAUGAAAAUAAUAAUGAUUAUUAUAAUUUUAUAAUGAUAUCCAAAACAAUUAUUAUGUUACAUAAUUCAUUAAAUAAUAUCCUUUUUAAACAUUAAAAUAUAAAAUAAACACAUUUUUUUUUUAAAUAAUAAAAUUGAAGAAAAAAAAAACAAUAUAUUUUUAAUAUAAAAAAUAAAAAUUGUUUAAUACAAACAUUAAUAUUACCAGCAGAUUAAUAAAUUAUACAAUAAGUAUAAAAAAAAAACAUACAAAAGUUAAAAUGAAUUAUAACUAAAACCCAGCUGUAUUUUAUUUGAAGAACUUUGGAAGAAAUAUUAAUGACUUCAUCCUCUCAGAGGUAUGAAGGUACCUUGAUAACAUUAUUGCACUUGAUUUUAUUAGAUCAUCUUUUCUACUAAAUAUUAGUAAUAUCACAAAUGUCUAAACAUUUUUGUUUUAAUUAAACCAUGUUAUUUUCUAAUGCUGAAAAUGUAGAUAUGCUAAUUGUUACAUAUAGUGUAAUAAUAAUGCUGCCGUAGCAGCAGUUAAGUUAAAUACUGAAUUUUAUAGCAACGUUCAUACAAUACCCACCCGGUUUAUUUUUGUAAAGACAUACAAAAAUUUAGUUUUACAAGGUAAUAUAAAAAAAAUAAAAAAAAUAUAAAUUGUUUAAGACCUAAAAAUCUUAAAUGAAAAUAAUAUUACUAUCACAAGCUAUUUGUAGUUAUUCAUAGCAAUAAAUCAAAAUAAUUAAACAUACAUAUUGCAAUAUAAAUAACUUUAGUCAAACUGACAAUUUAUUUAUUUAAGCUGAAACUGGAAUAUCAUAUAGUUUCUGUCAAAGAAUCGCAAAAUUAAAUAAAUUACACAACAAAAUUCAAUUAGUUCAUCAUUUACGCCCAACAGACUUUGAAAAGAGGAUAAAAAUGGUAGCUCAUUUUAUCACCAAAAUUGAUGAAGAACCGGACUUCCUUAACAAUUUACAUUACAGGUCUGAUUUCAAUCCUCACUGGACUGAGAAAGUUAUCUUUUAAGUUAGGUGGGGAGUUAAUGUAUGAUGCGGAAUAUUAGAGACAGUUUAAUAGGUCCAUAUUUUUAUCAAGGUACUCUUUUUUCAAGAUAUCUUCUUUUCAUUUUAUCCAGUGUUUAUGGCAAAAAAACAAUCUUGUGGAUUAAAAAUAUAUAUUCCACAGUUAUAUUCACCCAAGAAAUAAAAAAAAUAAUUAUCUCUUGUUAAAGAUAUUUGUACCUUGGGCCUCAUAACUAAAAAUAUUAAAAAUAAGAAUAAAUUUGACUUCUUUUUUUAAAGUGACCUAUUACAUUUAAGGGUUUCUAAUACUUUAUUCAUACUAAUUUUAAAAUAUUUACGUAAAUUUUAACUUCGGUAAAAUAAAAACAAUUGUAUUGCCAUUAAAUCCAUUAUUAGGCAAUAACGGUUAACUAUUUUGAUGUGCGGAAUACGUGUAAUAAUUUGUUUGAACAAUUUUCUGGUUAAGUUAAUAAUUUUUUUUUUAAUAAUUAUUUUAAUAUUUUUUGGUCCAUACAAAGUAUAAAAAGCAAGACUUAAUGAUUAAGUAACUUUUGUUAUAUAACUGUUACUGAGAUAUUUUGACGUACCACCAAAACUUAUAACUUCCAAAUAUCGAAUAAAGACCACAUUAAUAAUGUAAUAUAAACCUUAAUGAUUACGUUGCAGCUUAAAUACAAUUUAAUGUGACACACUAUAUCAAUUUUAAUAGCUAUAAAUUAAGAUUUUAUUGGUACCUAUGAUAUUUAAUUUCCAUGAUAAUUUUAAAAUUGUUUUAAUAAAUUGAUUUAAAAAUUAAAAUCAGAAACAAAAUUAUUGUCUUUAUAUAGAUUCUUAAAUAAUGUGCAACUUAAGACAUACCUAUUUACUUUUACAAAAAAUAUCUAUUACUUCAAAUAACACGUAAAAAACAUUUAAAAUUAAAAUACAUCAGUGUAUGACAAAAUUAUUCCUUUAAAUAAAUACAAUAUUUUAUCUAUUUAAUUACGAAUAAUAAAUGAAUUAAUAAAAGGAUUAGUUCAUGUCAUAUAUUAUUACCUACAUUUUAGGCUUAUAAUAAUUGGGUAUCACAAAACUUCAAUUUUAAUCGUGGUAGUGAGCCUGGAACCAAAUAUAAAAAUUGAAAUUACAUUUAAUAAAAACAUAAGAAUAUAUUAUUUAAUGUAUACAUACGUAUAAAAAGUGGAAACAUUGGUAGAUAAUUUAGGGCAAUAUGUAAAAUGAAAAAAUAUUUAUUUUUUUUCUUUGAAAUUAACUUUAUCAAAAAAACGAUUUUGUCUAUAAAAUAGAAUAUUACUACAGUUAAUAUAUGUAUACACAUUUUAUUAAUUUUGUUGUCUAUUUAAAUACAAAAAUCAUAUUUUUAAUUUUUUACUGUAUAACUAUUUGUAAAUUUAAUUAAAGGUACUGCAGGCUGUCUUUUAUGUUAUAAUAGAUAUGAUGAAAUAAUAUUAUGAUUUUAAUGUUGGACAUAUAGGGUCUUCAAAUAUUCUGUAUCAACCCGCCGGAACAUCUUAGUCUAAUCUUACAAUAUAAAGAGUUGGUUAGAGGUAGAAUUUUGUCAGUUAGCUGUAAAUUUAACCACAAUUAGUGCUAAUCAUCCAUAAUAAGAAAAUGUCUUAGAUUUUUAUAGUAUUCUAAUGUAAUUCUAUGGUGCUACUUACUUGAUUUUUAUACAAGCCAUGUAGUAUCGAAAUAUAAAUAAUAUCCAAUAUCAACGAUCCAAAAAUUGGAUAUGUGUGUAAAGUAUCUAUUUUUUCAAUGGGUAUAAUAGCCAAUAGGUAGGCACUCAUUAGAAUGAAACCAAAAUUUAAAUAUGAUAUUAUGUAGGUAUUAUUUAUUUUAAUGCAAACAACUACCAAAUUAAAACUUACCGAUUAAUUGUACAAAUAUAUUUGUCAAGUAUCCAAUUCACUUCCGACAUGAUGCAUAAUAAAUAGGUUAGUAAUUUACGUACUAAUGCGUUUGAUUUAAUUAUCAAAAUAACUAUAAUAUGUGAUGUAUAAAACAAUAAUAUUUACAAGAACUAAUAUUAGUUAUACUAAUAAUUAUAAAUUUGACAUUAAACAUUAAACUUUAAACAUGUACAAUUUUAAAAACGUUCGAUAGGUAAUACAAAUUUGAUUACAAUUUUGCUUUUAAAAGUAUUUAAUAUAACCCAACCGUUAAUCUUUCAACAGUUUCAACAUAAUUUAAAAUUAUUGUCAUAUUGUCUCAUUUCUAUAUGGUAAUCGCCGUUUGACAGUAAAUACUAAAUACUGAUUAUUAUCUUUUUAAAAUGUAAUAGCAUCUACUAAAGUACAAUGAUGUCACUGAACAAUACAAGUAACCGUUAAUGGUAAUACCUACAAACACGUCAUAGACUACACCAAUUUUAUUAUUAAUAACAAUAUAACAUGCCUGGGACAUUAGUCGAUAUAUUCAUGUACAGUAGAACCUCGAUUAACCUCUCAGUCAGUCUCGAGACCAGAGCUUUGACGGAUAAUCGAAAAGACGGUUAAGCGUUCAACAAAAAUUUAAACAUACAUACAUAUUAUUUAUUAUUUUUUUUAGUAAUUAUGACAUACAUAUAAUUUGAUAUAAAUGACAUUGAUAUAAUUAGGUGCUAUUACUUAUUGGUAUAUUAUUAUUAUUAUUUUUUAAUUUAUUAAAAUGUUUUAUUAUUAACAAUUACAUACAUACUUAACAAUUAAUAUUAUAAAAAUCUGUUAAUUUAUGUUGUUUUAACAUAUUACGUGCUUUUUUUGGCUGCCAUAUCUCUAAUUCUUCGAAGCAGUAAUAGCUGAGUCGCAUCAGCUUUAGUUUAUUGUUCAAACCACUCAAAGCACUUGGAAAGCAUGUUAAUUAGGUACUAUUACUUAUUGGUACAUUAUUAUUAUUUUUUAAUUUCAAAUUUCGGGCUUUUAUCAUGUUUAAAAAUUGUUUUUUAUACUCUAUAACGUACUAUCAGAACUUAAUUUUUCACCAGAAAUAUCCAACUGGCGAAUUCCGUGACGAUUUUUAAAUCUGUGAAGCCACCCUGUGCUUGCAUUAAAGGAAUGCUCACCAUUCAUUUUUUAUGAAAUUCCAUUGCCUUCACUUGAAUGCUAGGUCCUGAAAGGGGCACUCCUUGAAAACGUGUUUGUAUGAACCACUGAUAAACGACGGAGUCUAGUUGUUUAAAUGACGAAUUUUUCAUAGUUUUCCUGAUUGUAAUAUUGUCAUCAGAAUUUCGUAGUUUGGAGAUAUGUCUUUCGAUUUUAUCGGCAUUUUCUUAAUAUAAUUUACAGUUGUUCGGCCAACAUCGUAAAUUGGUGCUAUGCUUACUGCACUUUCCCCCCUUCGUAAACGCUUAAUAAUAUCCAAUUUUUGAGAUAAAUCAAAUACAACACGCUUUCGUUUUUCACUCAUUGUUUUUAAACUUAAAAUAUUUGUACACACAAAGAGACUAAAAACGCGAACGUUCAAGCGAACGAACACUCGUGCAAUAUAUAACUGAUUGACUUUACAAGAACAAAAUGCGAUCACUAUCGCAAUUAACUGUUUUUAUCUCACCCAUUAAAUAUAUAUAUAUGUAUAUACAUAUAAACCUAUCGCUUAUCUAGUCGAUAUUGCCGGAAAGUUUCGGAUUAUAAAUAUAUGUAUUAUUAUUUAUAACCUACUCAUACACAAGUGGCCUGACGGUUAACCGAGAAAGGCGGUUAAUCGGGAGACAGAUAAUCAAGGUUCUACUGUAGAUCAAGAAAUUGCCUAUACACAACUCUUAUGAAACUGUCGGUUUUCAAGCCUCAAAUACCCCGUUAUCCUUAAUAUUUUAAAAUAGAAUAAUUCGGAAACUUUUCGUUUAAAUUUCGAUUACAAUACGUCAAAAUUUUCAGAAAAAUCAGUUUAUAAAUUGUAUUAAAAUAUAUAGAUUCCUAUUUAAAAAACCAAAGUUGGUGUUGACACAGGACACUUCUUAAGGGUUUUGAAAAAUCCAAGUAUUUUAAAAUAUCAUCUUUAACACUUAAACAUUCCAAAAAUCAGAAUUUGAAUGUAUACAAAAUUUAACAAAAAAAAAUGGAGUGAACCCACUUAGUAAAUCACUCUGUACCUCUGUACUCACAUACCCUGGAUCUCUGACCAAAUCGGUCUAUUGCGCGCUUUUCGCCAAUAAUUUGUUGUUGCGUAGUUAGGUGAUAACCCACGUAUUGACUCUUGCAUCCGGGUCCUUAGAAAAUGUAGAUAUAGGUAUUUUUAUUAUAUCGUUUUAUUAUAUUUAACAUAACGAUUUGUCUAUUUUAUUGUUAAAGUUCGUCCACGGUCGUUCGCAUUGCGGCGUAGACCUUUGUAGAUUAUUUCGAGGACCAUCUGUUGUACCCGAGAUUCCCCGUUACUGAGGUUUUUUAGAUAUCCGUCCCUGUCCCGUAAAUGUAGGUUCGACACCGGAUGACUAUUGCUUGUAAAACCAUAAGCUUCUUCGCUCCACUUAGAAUCUAAAAUGGUAUUGAUAUUAUUAAAUAAGAACACAAUAAUUGCUUAGGUUUGAAAUACCAAGUCUAUAUGUUAAUUAAACUAUAAAUAUAGUUAUGCAUUAUUUAUUUAUUAUUAUAUUAUCUUUUAUGUCGUAACGGAAGGGGUAGGUAAGGGGUAAUUUGGGGACUAAAAUAAGAUGUUCUGGCACAGGUCUAAAUGCUCUGUAAAUAUACUGUAUACACACUAAACUUUACAGAUAUGUAAAUCGAAGUGGGGUACUAUGUACAGUUAUAAAUUUAAAAAUAACUAAUUUAGACUAAUUAUUAAAACAACGAAAUAUUGUAACUACAAAAAGUUUUGACUCUAAUGAUGGAGCUCUCGGAUGUUUUUUCUCACAAAUCAAUUUCAAUAUUAUAAAAGUAUUUACAAUUUUGACUAUAAUAUUAUAUUAAUACUGCAUUAUCAAAAUGUAUUGCUUAGUAACGUUUUGGAUAAACAGAUCAUAUUAUUAUAAUAAACAAUAUCAAAGCAAUUAUUCUCAAUAAUAAUAAAUACCUACUACUAUUAUUAUUAAAAUAUACUUUUGUUAAUAUAAAAUUAAAAACAAAUUACAAAAUUUUAAAUAAAUUACUCCGAAAAUACCUACUACCAAAAUGCAAAGUAAACUCCCAGAAAAAUCUACACGAAUCAACUUUAAUUUGUAUCAAGAACAUAGAAAUAAUGUUGGUUAUUUAAAAAAAAUAUAUUAUUCGUCAAUAACGUCCACUUAACAAAAAAACUCUAAUAUACAGACAUAACAUACAAAUAUAUAUUAUUAAUUAUAUGAUUUGUAUUGUUUUUAGAUUAAAAAUAUUACACAAAAGGUGGACAACAAGGCACCGUUCCUUAAUGUAGGUGAGCUUUACAAGCCUGGAAUCUUAGGAAAAAAUGCCAAGAGGUUAUUACAAAUGGAAAAUGAAAAUUUAACACUCAUAAAAACAAUCAAUAUUAUUUAUCGUAAAAAGGUAAAAACUAUAAAUGAGUGAUAAUAAACGGUGUCGCUAAAUUACCGCCCAAUCUUUAAAUCACUAUGAGUUAUGGUCCAAUUUUAUUAGCUACGGACAAAUUGCGGUUACAUAAUAAUUACAACUUUAUAUCAGCCUAUUAAUGUUAUUUAUGAAAGAGCUUCUGGAUCACACAUUUUCCUUGUUUUUAAUCCAUUACUUCUAAAUUUUUUAUAAGUCUCAGGUUGAAUUUUUAGUUAUUGUAAAUUAUUGAUAGGUUAGGAUGGAUAGUGUAGAAUGACAUGUUUAAUAUUAUUUAUUGUCCGUUGUUAUAUUUUAAAUUAGAUACCAAUUUUGAUGUAAAAGUUUUAUACAUUUGUUUAUAAAUAAUACAAUAUAAUAAAACUAGGUGUAUCAGCGAUAAAGUUUCUAGAUAAAAAGGAUUCCUCCGGCCACGAUUAACCUACAGCUAAAAAGUUUACCGGGGAAUAAUACUAAAAAAAAUGAUUUUGUGCAUAGGCUUUUGAAGUCCACGUAAAUUAUUUGAGACAAAAUUGAACAAUUCAUAUUAGUAAUUUCGCAAUUUAAUGCUUCUAAUUGCUGUUCAAUUCUUCUAUGUAAGUUGAUGUUUACUUAGUUUUUAAUAAAUUAAAAUACAUGUGGCAUAUAAAAACCAUUGUAUAUUCCAUAAAUUGCGAAUAAAUUACAAACAAAUCUAGUACUAUAUUCAAAUGUUCAAUUAACAUUAAAUACACUUAUUUUAUAAAAAGCGCUCCAGUUAAAUUGACAUAACAUAACUCGGUAAAUACCAGUCCGUAUAGUCCUCUGUUUGUAAUGUCUGUAUAAAUAUGUUUAUAAUAUGAAAUAUUUAAUUUAAACUUAUUUUAAACUGAUGAACCAACGGGAAGUGGGUCGAGAAUAUAGAUAAUAGAUACUUACAAAAUCAGUUUGGAAAACAUCGGGAACAACAAAACAAAAUAUGUUUAAUAAUUCAACUUGGAUGCAAUUUGAGGGACUAGUACGCAAUUCAUAUACAAGGAAAAAAUUCAAAGUUUAAAAGAACAAAAAAAAACAAAAAAAAUUAGGUUACGGUAUUUGGUAGGUAAAUAUGAUGUUAAAUUUUGUUUUAAAAACUGCUUACUCUAACUUAAUUUUCACCUAAAGUUUAAAUGUCAUAAAGUAUGCCAUGUGUUGUAAUUAUAAACAUAUUUUUUAUAUUUAUAAUUAUUUAAAACAUAUUAAUUAUGUUUUAGGGUGAAACUGAUUGUUCUAAACCAAUAUCGAUGGUUCAAAAAAAGUCGAAUAUCGUGGAAAGUACAAAGGCGAAGAAUAAAAUAAUCUUUGCAGAGAAUGUAAGAUUGUUCGAUAAAAUCUAUCAUGCAGUAAGUGAUAUAAAUAAAAAAAAAACUGGUACUGGGGACAGGUGUGGCCACUAUUGUAGGUGGGUAGUUGAGAAAAUAGGAUACAUUAAGAUAUUUAAUUUAUACCUGUAACCAACUAUAAAUCAUUGCUAACGAUUCGGAGCAAAGUUCGGUUUUAUGUUUUGAAAGGCCGAUAAUCAUUACGAUGUUUAUUAAUAUUUGAUUAUAUCUCUUAAAAAAAAUAAAUAAAUAAAUAAAGAAGUCCUAGCAUGAUGGCGUCAGGUGCAGCCAAUGUUAUAGGUAAUUUAAUGUAUGUCUGUGAGUAACGACAAAUCAUUUCUAACGAAAAAAUGAUUCUGAGCGUAGUUCAGUUGAUAGUAAUGCUUUGUCAACAAUAUAUAUAUAUGUCAUAUUAUGGUAAAAUAAUUAAAUAAGCAUUAUACAUUUUUUUUUAAUAAUAAUUGUUUAAUAUUGUAUCGAUUUUCCUAGUUUUUCACAUUUGCUGAGAAAAAUCUUAGGAAAAUCGUAAAAUUAUCUCUCUGAAGUACUUUCCCAGUAAGAUUUAUUUUUAUAAAAAGUGCUAUCGUUGUAAAUCAAAGCCGAAUUUCUGGUAGAAAAGUUUUCUACAGAAAAAGCAAAUCGUAAUAUUUUGAUAAUGUAUUUUGUACAUUUUCCCGUUUUUUCUCCGGUUUUCACAAUUUUUCCUAUUUAUUGGGAAAACUGGGAAAAUCAAAAAAUGCCUUCCCAAAUUACUAUGCAGAUAAAAUGUCCAGAAUUUCAGAAAAUAAGCUACACUUGAUACAUUGGAGCAAGAUUUUUAGUAGAAAAGUUUGUACAACAAAUCGAGGAGUAUUUUGCGAUUAAAAUAAUCCGAGCGAGUGAUGACUUGGGUCUCUGUGUACACUAGGGUGGCCCUUCGUCAUAUAGGUGAUUUUUUUUUAUAACAUUUUUUUCAGUCUAACCCCCUAAAUUGGUUCAAAUAUGUAUAUAAAUGAAGUAUACAAAAUUUCAUAUCGAUAGAUUAAGUUUAACCCGUGCCCCCCAGCCCUCAAAGUUCAAAUAUAUGGUUCUGUUCAAGUAACCACAGUUUUUUUUAAUUGAUUGACUGCUAUCUCGUUGUUAUCGUUUCUUAAAAAUAUAAAUUUCUGACAUUAUUUAUAGUAAAUUAAAUUGUCUAUAACUUUUGUUCUAUAUAGUUUUUUGAUUAACGUAAUAUUUAUUAAUAUAACUGAUUAUGAAACAAUGAAACAUGCAAGCAUUUGAAAAACGUAACAACUAAAUAAUAUUAUUACAAAAUGACAUUUAUAUUUUAAAGUAUAUAAAUAAAAAUAAUUAUAAUGGUUUUAUAACUGUGCUUUUUAAACUGUUCGGGUAUUUACGGCGAUAAUCUUCGACAACUUGAAGCACGUAUUGUUUUUGAUCUUCAUUUUUUGUUAAGACCAUAUUAUACUCCUCCAUGAGCUUUACCCCUCUUUCUGCCGUAUCGUUUGUAACACGAAAUGUAUUUACAAUUUCAAGGCCUUUUUGAAAAUCUUCAUUUUUAUCCCACAUUGAUGGAUGUUGCUCCAAGAAUGAUGUUGCUAUUCCAAAUCGCGAAAAAAAUGAAGUAGAUUCUUUAUAAAUAAAAUCAUUUAUUUCUUUCUUCAUGAAUUGAGCUACUUCAUUUAGCGACACAAUGACUCGUUUAUUGAUUUCAGAAGUUAAAUUAUUUAAUUUUAUAGCAUCGACCAUUUUAAUUUUUGUCUCAAUUGUUAUAUUAGGAUCAAAAAAUGCCAAUGCUGCUGUUUCAGGUGCUAAAUACCACAAAUGUCCACAUAGUUUUCUUAAAGUUGAUUGAGAAAUGUUUUUAUGUAUUUUUUCAUAACUGAUGAGACUUUUCAAAAAUUGUAAGUCUUGAAAUGGAGCUAAAGCGGCAAUAGGUGCACAAAAUCAAGCUUUAAUUGAUAAUUGUAUAAGAAAUAUACAAAUUGUACGGAUUGAUUCUUCUUCAUAAUUUUUUAAUUUAAAUUGUUUAUGAAACAUAAAUAUUUUUAAUGAAUAUAUGGCCUUGGACAUCCAACGAACAUGAUACAUUGCACCAGGACAUUGAAAAGAUAUGCCACGAGUAGGGGUACCACCAAGAAAUAUCACAGCUAAUUCCAACAAUUCUCUGUAAUCGUAUCUGUUAUGAGAUUUGGGCAAUUGGUCCAUAUAAAAAAAUAACAUAAUAUUAGUUACAUCAUUUAAUAUUUUACUGACAAUUAUAUCUUCUAUUCCGGUCUUAUUAUUAUUAACAUUAAGUUUUGGCCAAAAUUGUUGGAAACGUUUAAAAAUUUGAAUAUCUGGACCAGAUGUAACUCCAAAAUUUACUUCAAAUGCAGAUCUAAGUAUAAUUUCGUAAAUGUGAUGCCUGCAAGGAAAGUAUAAAAUAUCACGUUCUAAUAGCUGUUCCAAAAUUAUACAUGCUCCUUUUAGACGACCUGUAUUCGAAGCCGUUGUAUCGCAACAUAAAGCUUGUAUAUUAUCGAUAAGGCCCCAUUCUUCAAGUGCUUUAAACACUGCUUCCGCUUGAUUUUUACCAGUUCCGGAUAUAAGCCUAGGAACACUUAACAACUUUUCAGAAGUUUUAAAAGAAACAAUUAUUGGUAAACGAUCAACAAGCUCUUUUCCUGUUAAAUCUGGGAGCAGCUUACCAUCCCAAUGAACAACAACUGGACCUACUUCUGAUGAAUUGAAUUCAUUUCGAAGUUGAUCUGCUUUGUCCUUACGUAAACACUGGCGUAUUUGAUUAAUAGAUGUCCGGUUUAAAAUUAAAUCACUUACACGUAUACCUAACGCUUCUACAGUAGCUGUUAAUAUAUGAACUGCAUCGCGAUNGCUUUUUAAAAACUUGCAUGUUUCAUAAUCAGUUAUAUUAAUAAAUAUUACGUUAAUCAAAAAACUAUAUAGAACAAAAGUUAUAGACAAUUUAAUUUACUAUAAAUAAUGUCGGAAAUUUAUUUUUAUAAGAAAUGAUAACAACGAGAUAGCAGUCAAUCAAUUAAAAAAAACUGUGGUUACUUGAACAGAACCAUAUAUUUGAACUUUGAGGGCUGGGGGGCACGGGUUAAACUUAAUCUAUCGAUAUGAAAUUUUGUAUACUUCAUUUAUAUACAUAUUUGAACCAAUUUAGGGGGUAAGACUGAAAAAAAUCCAAUAUCAAAAAAUAAGGGCCACCCUAGGGUACACCCAAAAUACAAUUGUUUUUUCCCUGUUUAGGACAAAUGUGCUUGAAGAGAUAUAAUAUAGUUUUAUUUAACAUAACAUAAUAUCCGCAUAAUAUCAGAAUUUUAAAAAGCUAUAAUUUCGAAACUUAAUCAAUUAACUCAGUUUUAACUUCAUUAAGUUAGAAUAAUUUUCCUUAUAUCUUCAAUAUAAAAAAAAAAUUAGAUUUGUUCCAUAUAAUUUUGUAUCGCCUUCAUUUUGACCAACAAAUUGUAAUUAAACAUAAUUGUUCCUAUAGAAACCUCGUAUCGAUUUUCAAGAAAUGGAGAAAGAAGAAAAAGCGAACAAAGCAAGGCUACUACUCGCGAGCAAAUAUCCAGAUUAUAAUAAAAAAACAAUUUAUUCGGGAAACGAAAACGAUCUGCUUAUUUCCAAAUCAGGAUUACCGAAAAAUAUUAAAAUAAAAAAAUCGAAGUUAAUCCCGUUAAUAAUAUCUAUCUGUAGAAAUAUUUUAAUACAAAUAACAUUAAAUUAUAAUAACUAUCCAGUAUCAACGUUCCCGUUAUAUUAACGAUGCACUUUUGAAUUCAAUGUCAACAAAAUUUCAUAUGCGGUACCCCUUAACAAUGUCCUCUUAAACUGGACUUGGCACAAAAAUUAUUAUGUUUACGGGUUUUAGUAUUUUUAAUUAAUAAUAUAAUUAAUUAUUUGUAUACCCAAUAUUGUUAACAGAUGUUACUUAGACAUCGACGAUUUGACGGCCGACGAACGUAUGGGUCGGCUAACGAUCGAAGUGUACGACGAUAUCGUACCCAAGACGGCUUCCAAUUUUCUGAAACUGUGUCAAAAUCGGGACAAACCACUCGGUUACAAGGGAUCUCAGUUUUUUCACAUAGUUCCGGGGCUCUUUUGUCUGGGCGGUGAUGUCGAGUAUUCGGUCGGACUUGGCGGACAGUCCGCGCUCGAUCAACGGUAUUUCGAUGACGAGAACUACACGCUGAGCCAUAAUGCGACCGGUACGGCGCAUUUGUUUUAA
Molecule: messenger RNA, 13172 nt
Organism: Cinara cedri
Lineage: Eukaryota; Metazoa; Arthropoda; Insecta; Hemiptera; Aphididae
Source: the annotation of a GenBank genome assembly